GGGGCCAGUUACUUAACAUCUUUGAGCAGAUUUUCAGUUUCUGAAUCGGUAAAAUGGGUUGCGGUAGGGAUUUAGUGAUGUGAUUAAGCAAGAGCACUUUGAGCUUUACAGAUGAUAAUGGUUUUUAUUACUCCCCUGGAGCAGGGGCUCCAAGAAAGGAAGGGAAAUGGCUACCAGAAAUUGGCACUCCAGCCCCAUUCCCCUGAAACCAGGCAUGGAUUCUCAUUCUGCGUCCUGUACGUCUGCCAAAUGGGUUUCUCUGUGCCUAGGACCCACACCUUCCCACGUUGCCUAAGGACCCGAGGCCCCUUGCCUGUCCCCACCUUGCUCUAGUUGCAAACUGGACAGGAAGGCCUGAGUUUCCACCCUCCCCCCACUGCAGCCUUGAGCUGCAGCUUCAGUCUCUGACCGGAGGGAAUCCUUUUGCCGAUUUGGGGUGGUCCUUGGGCAGCAGGAAGGGCUGUUCCUUCCGAGGCCUGUGACCUGUGACCGAAACCUUUCAGUUGUCCUGAAGUCCCAGAAUCCAGGCCUUCUAGAAUCAAGCCUGCUCUGGCGCCCAAAGGGAAGGGGCUUCUGGAAUGGAGACUCACAGGAGACUUGAGACUUUUAUUGUGACCCAGUUUUAUCCAUUAUGCUGCUAGCCUGGCACCCACAGUACCGCCCUGUUCCCCUCCCGUGCCUGGCCCCCAUGCUGGCAUUGCAGGUGCCAGGGAGACAGUGGGAGGUAGGGGUGAGGGCUGGGGAGUGACAGAGGCUGACAGGAGGCGGGGACUCAGUGGGGGGCUGAGGACUAUAAAGGGGCGCAGCGGAGAGCAGGGGGACCCAUCUGGCCCCAGGCAGGUGCCCGCUUGGUCCAGUGCCCACUCUCUCGGACCCAGGCUGCCCGCCCCCUGCUCCUCAGAUGGCUGCCACGCACCGCUGCAUCUCCCUGCUGCUCCUGUCCACCUGUGUGGCUCUGUUGCUGCAGCCACUGCUGGGCGCCCAAGGAGCCCCGAUGGAGCCAGUAUACCCAGGGGAUGAUGCCACGCCAGAGCAGAUGGCCCAGUACGUGGCUGAUCUCCGCAGAUACAUCAACAUGCUGACCAGGCCAAGGUAUGGGAAAAGAGACAAAGAAGACACGCUGGACUCCUUGCAGUGGGACUCCCCCCACGCAGCUGCCCCCAGGGAACUCAGCCCGAUGGACCUGUAAUGCCACCUCCUGCCUCCUACGACUCCAUGAGCACUGCCAGCCCAGCUCGUCCCUCCACACCCUUGGCUCUGGCCAGAGCUUGCCCCUGCUCCCACACAGGCUAAAUAAAGCAAGUCAAAGUCACA
Messenger RNA from Microcebus murinus (gray mouse lemur), 1314 nucleotides. The record is from RefSeq and is a predicted model, not a curated record. NCBI's taxonomy places the organism in Eukaryota, Metazoa, Chordata, Mammalia, Primates, Cheirogaleidae.